AUGGAGGAGAUGGUUGCUAUGUUCUUACAUAUUUUAGCCCAUGACGUUAAGAAUCGGAUAGUUCAAAGAGAAUUUGUACAGUCUAGUGAGACUAAUUGUCUGGGUGCAUUAGAUGGUACGUACAUCAAGGUAAAUUUCAGUGCAACUGGUCACCCAAGGUAUAGGACGAGGAAAGGUGAAAUUGCAACAAAUGUAUUCGAUGUGUGUGACACAAAUGGCAACUUUGUGUUCGUCUUAUCAGGGUGGGAAGGAUUCACAGCUGAUUCUCGAGUUUCUAGAGAUGUAAUAUCACGACCUAACGGGCUGAAGGUUCCAAAGGGGUAUUAUUAUCUAUGUGAUGUCGGAUACCCAAAUGCGGAGGGUUUUUUGGCUCCAUAUAAAGGCGAAAGAUAUCAUCUUUCAGAGUGGCGUGGAGGAGGUAAUGCACCAACAGCUCCACGAGAAUUUUUUAACAUGAAACAUUCUUCUGCAUGGAAUGUCAUCGAGAGAACAUUGGGGUUGUUGAAGGGUAGAUGGGCAAUCUUGCGAGGACAAUCAUACUACCCAGUACAAAUCCAAUGUCGAACCAUCAUGGCGUGUUGCCUUCUGCACAAUUUUAUCAAUAGGGAGAUGACUAACAGUGAACUGAUCGAGGAUUUAGAUGAGGUGGAUUCAAGCUUUGCUACAACUAGGGGGAAUGAGAUAAAUUAUAUUGAGAGUUCAAAUGAAUGGACCCAAUGGAGGAAUAAACUGGCGCAAUAG
This is a messenger RNA of Benincasa hispida (wax gourd), 741 nucleotides long. NCBI's taxonomy places the organism in Eukaryota, Viridiplantae, Streptophyta, Magnoliopsida, Cucurbitales, Cucurbitaceae. The record is from RefSeq and is a predicted model, not a curated record.